UGUGCAUACUAACGUCAAAUCUGCAUGCAACAUCGUAAACAUUGAACGCUUGAGAUUGGUCGAAGUAACAUCACAGGAACCGUUCCGGCCACAACAACGAUGGACUCCGCGGGACCUACGACACAGCGAUACUUUAACUCUUCCAAGCUGCGAAGAUUCAAGCACGGGUCCACCGACCAGCUGGUGGCGGAAAAUGUCACGCACGGGUCGGACGGCGUGUUCCGGUGCGCCAUCGCCGGACCGGGCUCGUGCCCGUUCGCGCUGCCCAAGAUGAUUCAGUUCACCUUUGCGUGCCACUUUCUGCGCUCGCAUCCGAAGGAGGCGGAAGAGAAAGGCUUCCUCGAGGAAUCCCGGGCGCCAACCAAGUCUCAGCCUGCCGCGCUGGGCCAUUUUGUUGUCAGGACGGAGCGAGGCUUUUGCUGUCGCAUUGAUCCAAGUCUGACGUGCGCGUACGUCCAGAAGGACCAGGUUUCCGCGCAGAACUUUACGCGCCACUUUCGACUGGCACAUCCGGCGCUUGCUAGAAAGCAUGGUUUUUACCAGGUUCUACAAUCACAUGAGGGCAGAAGCAUAUUGAAUACCAUGGUCCAGCGAUCGGUUGAGAAAUCGACCGCGGACGAUUCGGAGCAAACUUCACAGAAGAGAAAAUUGACUGAGGAUGACGACGACUCUGGAGAAUCUUCGUCCGACGUAAUUGUGCUGAAUCCAGGUGACGAGAAAGAGUGGAUGAAUACACCUUCCGACGACCCCUCCGAGUACUGUCGGUUGUGCUUUUCUGUCGCUCGACGCUCGAAGCCGAUUUUCAGCGGACCCCAAGACACCGGAAGCAGCUGUGCCGCCCUAAUUGAGGAAUGUACUGGCGUUCGACUGGCCGCCGGGGAGGAUUACCCAGCCGCAAUUUGUCACGAGUGCAGUGAAAAACUGCACGACAUCAAGUGCUUUCGAACGGUGUGCGAAACGUUGAAUCGAGUAGUUUGCCGCAACCGAGCCGCGUCCCGCUCGAAAACGCCGGAAACGGUUGCACCACCUUCAUCGCCACCACCGUUGGUACCGAUUGAAAUGCCCGUGGCGAACCUUACCUGCGACGAGGAGUUGACGAUCGAAAACGAAGACGACGACGAAGAUUACGUCGUUCAACUGUCGGAUAGUGACGACGACGACGAAGAGGAGGCAGUGGAUGAUACUCCACAGGAAAGCAGCUCAACGGCCGUCGAAGAAACUGGUGGUGAAGACCUACCGUACAUUGCACUGCAGGAUGACUGGUUCUGUUGCAAGCAGUGCAACCAGAUCCACCAUACACUGGACGUCAUGGUGGAUCAUCUGCACAACUACCACUCGGAACUGGGCUUCUUCGUGAAGGCAAAACCGGCAGCUCCACAAGUCAACAAAAAAAAGUACAAGAAAAGCAAACCAAGAACCGUCGCAACCCCCGUUGAAUAUCAAGAGGUCGUCAUCGCCGACAAGACGUACUUUAAGUGCAACGAUUGCGACACGCUCGUGUCGCAGAAGGGCAAUAUGGCCCGGCACGAGCGGUGCUAUCAUAAGGAGGGUAGUGAGCAAAAGCCUAGACUGUAUUGCCGAGUGGCCGAGUGCUACCAGAACUUCAUGGACCGGAUGGGCCUGACUCGGCAUCUGAAGCUACAGCAUAGCUAUGAUUCGAUAGAGGAAGCAAUGGCGUUGCAGCUACAUCAUGAAGUGGAAAUAUUGUAACAUCCGUUUUUGUUAUUUCUUUUUCAUAUGUUACAAUAAAUUGUUCAAUUCAUUACAUCUUCACCUGAACCAAA
Culex quinquefasciatus (southern house mosquito) is the source of this 1784-nucleotide messenger RNA. RefSeq lists its product as uncharacterized. The record is from RefSeq and is a predicted model, not a curated record. Lineage: Eukaryota; Metazoa; Arthropoda; Insecta; Diptera; Culicidae. The transcript has 3 exons. Gene Ontology annotation, cellular component: nucleus. The coding region runs from base 100 to 1710 and encodes 536 amino acids. Gene Ontology annotation, molecular function: zinc ion binding.